AUGCGUAAUUUACGCAAUAUACGGUACAACGCGUGGACGUCGUCGACAGACGGUGAUGGUGAUGAACCCAUCACGGCAUCGUGUUGGGACCCCGCCAAGGACGAGGUCCUGUGUACUUUUGGUCCGUCGCCUGUCGAUGGUACGAUUCGGCUUGUCAGGGUCGUGGAACAUGUGAGGGCCUCCUCGGUAGAUGCUGAACAUUGUCAAGUUGCGUCUUGGGAGGCAUUGAGUCCAAAUCCAGACCUUGCUGUUGACCGGGUGGUCAGUCUGCACCACUUCAGCGACAGCCUCACUACUGUUCUCGUCCUGGAAGGCGGGGAUAUUGUCAUCGUCAAAGAAGAUGACGAUCCCCAAAAUGGCGCGCACAUCGAGAUUAUGGGAUCAAUCGACGAGGGUAUCACCGCCGCCUGUUGGUCGCCCGACGAGGAGCUCUUGGCUAUUUCGACGAAGGCACAGACGGUCGUCUUUAUGAGCCGCAGUUUUGAUGGAAUCACGGAUGCGACUAUGACGCCCGAGGACCUCAAAUUGUCGAAACAAAUCUCGGUUGGCUGGGGCAAGAAGGAGACCCAGUUUCAAGGAAAAGGCGCAAAAGCACUUCGGGAUCCCACCAUACCGGAGAAGGUCGACGAGGGUGUUCUGAGCUCUGUUGACGACGGACGCGUUACUAUCAGCUGGAGAGGUGAUGGCGCAUACGUGGCGAUCAACUCCAUCGAGCCUGGUGUUCGGCGUGUCAUCCGUGUCUACUCCCGAGACGGUGUUCUCGAUAGUGUAAGUGAAGCGGUCGAUGGCAUGGAAGGAGCCUUGAGCUGGCGCCCAGCCGGAAAUCUGAUCGCCGGUAUUCAAAGAAAGCAAGACUACGUGGAUGUGAUCUUCUUCGAAAGGAAUGGCCUGAGACAUGGCGAAUUCUCAUUGCGGGCUCCGCGUGGCCGAGAUCUCUCCCGGGACCAAAUCAGUCUUGCUUGGAAUGCGGAUUCUACUGUUCUGGCUAUUACUCUGCAGGACUGUAUUCAACUCUGGACUGUGGGUAAUUAUCACUGGUACUUGAAACAGGAGAUUUCUGCUGCAACCGCAGUUGCGUCUAUAGCUUGGCAUCCCGAGAAGUCUCUCCGGUUUGCAGCUGCCAAGCGAAGUAAGCUAGUACUGGCCGAGUAUGCUUUUGCUGUUUCUCGAGGGAGUCUCACUCCGCCAUACGAUUACGGAGCUGUCGCUGUUAUUGAUGGCAAGACUCUGAAAAUCACCCCAUUCCGGACUGCAAACGUACCGCCUCCAAUGGCGAUGUUCGAGCUUGACACAGAGUCUGCUAUUGUGGAUGUAGGUUUCUCCCCAGAUAAUACCUAUAUGGGUGUUCUGCACCAGUCAGGCUUCGACCUGUAUCAAUGGCAGACCAAAGGCCAGCGCUCUACUAUGCCAAGUCUUUUGAGUUCUGUACCGCGAGAGGCGAGUCCAGGAGAUGAGGUCAUUGCGCUUCAAAUCACUGUUAGUGCAGAUGGAAGUGUCCACGUCUUGUGCUUUGAGUCUACGACGACGAUCUGCGGUUAUAGCUUUGAUAUUUCCGCGAAGCAAGUAUCCGAGACAAUCCGCCUCAAGGCAGGUUCCAUCUUCAGCUUUGCGGGCUAUAGCAAAACUGCGAAUAGUCAGGGGGCAAUGGCACAGGAUGGCUUGGGCAGAUUCCAUCGCAUCCACAAUAGGCAAGAUGAGCUUCUGUCACUUCGCGUUACCUCACAACUACCAUGGUGCCAAGUCGCCGGCACGGAAGAAACCCCUAUUGCUUUUGCUCUGUCAAGGAACGGUCACCUCUAUGCGAACGCGCGUCAGCUGUUGAAGAACUGCACAUCGUUCUUAGUUACCCCUGACCACUUGAUUUUCACUACGACGAACCACCUUCUCAAGUUUGUUCACUUGGCUGAGGUCACUGAUUUGGAAGUACCCCCUGAUGAUCCUGAAAAGGACGAACGAUGCCGCAGCAUCGAGCGUGGAGCCAGGCUGGUCACAGCAAUGCCUACCAGUAUGAGUUUGGUGCUACAAAUGCCAAGAGGCAAUCUUGAGACAAUAUUCCCAAGAGCAAUGGUAGUGGCAGGUAUCCGACAGAUGGUCGAAAAGAAGGAGUACGGACGAGCCUUCUCGUACUGCAGAACGCAGCGAGUGGACAUGAACAUUCUCUACGACCACAUGCCCCAGCAAUUCUUGGACAAUAUUCCUCUUUUCCUGGAGCAACUCAAAGAUACUACAUACAUUGAUCUAUUUCUCUCAUCUCUACGCAGAGACGAAGAUGUAUCGCAGACUAUGUACAGAGACACGAAAUCAUCCAAGAGUCAGGCCCAGCUCGCGGUUCCGGAAGAAUCGGUAUCCACGCAACCGAAAGUUAACUCCAUAUGCGAGGCUGUCUUAGAGAGCUUGCAAUCUCGGAAAUCCAUCGAUAAUGGGACACUGCAGAAUAUCAUCACGGCCAAUGUGUGCAAGGUGCCGCCGGCUUUGGAGGAUGGAUUGCUUGUCGUGGCCAAGCUGAUGCAAGAAGAUGAGCAGUUGGCCGAGAAGGCAGUUGAACACAUCUGCUUCCUCGCCGAUGUCAACACUCUCUAUGACGAAGCCCUUGGACUCUACAAUCUCGAUCUGGCACUUCUAGUGGCGCAGCAAUCGCAACGGGACCCCCGCGAGUACCUUCCGUUUAUUCAAAACCUGCAUCAGUUGCCAGAACUUCGGCGCAAGUUUGCAACUGACGACCAUCUUGGUCGGCACGCUAAAGCACUUGCCCACCUUCAAGCACUACAUUCUCAUAUAGAAGCUCAGGAUUACACCGUCAAACAUGCUCUGUACGCCGAGGCUCUGAAGCUCUACCGGUACGAUGCAGCCAAUCUCCCAGUCAUUACCCGCCUCUAUGCCAAACACCUGGAAACAAGGUCCCGGUUCCGCGAAGCUGGGCUGACUCACGAAUCCCUCCAUGACUUCGCGUCGGCAACGCGAAGCUACCGAGCUGCCGGUGUAUCCUGCUGGCGUGAGGCGCUAUUCACCGCCCAACUGCAGGAGCCACCCCUUAACCCUGCGGCAUUGUCCGACCUUGCAACAGCAUUGGCGGAUGCCCUCUACGAAGCGAAAGACUACGCCUCGGCUGCAAUAAUCCACCUCAACCAUCUAUCCUCGCUUGACUCAGCCAUCCGCUGUCUCUGCAAGGGUUACCACUUCGCAGACGCUCUUCGCCUCGUAGCUUUGCACAAGCAGUUCCCGCUCCUCGAAUCCGCUGUCGACCCAGGCCUUGUAGACGCUCUAGCCAGCUCAACAGAAUUUCUCGCCGACUGCAAAGCCCAGCUCAAAGCCCAAAUCCCCCGGAUCCUCGAGCUGCGACGCAAAGCUGCCGAAGACCCACUCGCUUUCUACGAGGGUGAACGUGCCGGGGGCAUCGACCUCCCCGACGACGUCAGCGUGGCCGCUAGUUCGCGCGUUAGCACUAGCGCCUCCCUAUUCACACGGUACACGGGCAAAGCCGGCAGUGUCGGCACGCUGGGCACGGGCGUGAGCCGCGCCACAUCCAAGAACCGUAAGAGGGAGGAGAAGAAGCGGGCUAGGGGCCGGAAGGGCACUGUCUAUGAGGAAGAAUAUCUGGUUAAUUCGGUACGUAGGCUUGUGGAGAGGGUGCAGAGCACGAAGGGGGAGGUGGAGAGGUUGGUGUUUGGGCUUGUGAGGAGGGGGAUGACGGAACGGGCCAGGACGGUGGAGUCGCUCAUGGCGGAGAUUUUGGAGGGGUGUAAGAAGGCAGUUGAGGAGGUGUUCCCCGCUGCUGCUGCGAAAUCGAAGAGUGAGGAUGAGCAGAAUCAGGGUGGGGGAGGGGCAGGGGAGCAAUGGAGGCCUACGGCGGGCGGGGAUGCGGUGUUGGCUGAUCACUUGGACGCGGCAUGGAGGACGCAGCCGCCGCCUGUUGUAACGGCUAUGGAGCGGUUGAGCAUCCUCGGGAGUUGA
Molecule: messenger RNA, 3951 nt
Organism: Pseudomassariella vexata
Lineage: Eukaryota; Fungi; Ascomycota; Sordariomycetes; Amphisphaeriales; Pseudomassariaceae
Product: elongator complex protein
Exons: 5
Coding region: 1-3951 (1316 amino acids)
Biological process (GO): tRNA wobble base 5-methoxycarbonylmethyl-2-thiouridinylation
Cellular component (GO): elongator holoenzyme complex; cytosol
Molecular function (GO): protein binding; tRNA binding
Source: RefSeq, a predicted model, not a curated record